AUGCUCGCCCGUCGACUCCCUCGCGCGUCAAGACUCCGCGUCUGCGCCUUUCACUCCUCGCGCCCUCUCAGAGUCCAGGAGGGAGACAGCCUGCCAGACCUCGACGUCCUGACCGAGAACUCCCCCGGUAACAAGGUCAAUCUGGCCGCGGAGCUCGCUGCUGGUCGGGGUCUCAUCGUCGGCACGCCCGGCGCUUUCACUCCUGGAUGCUCCCUGUCCCAUGUGCCGGGCUUCAUCAACCACCCCAACCUGAAGGAUGCAGGCAAGGUCUUUGUCGUCUCCGUCAACGAUGCCUUCGUGACUAAGGCGUGGUCUGAUUCUCUUGACCCCCAGAAGAAGAGCGGUAUUCGCUUCUUGGCCGAUGCCUCGGGAGCCUUCAACAAGGCCCUUGACCUGCUCUUUAGCUCGUCGCCUGUCUUUGGUAACGAUAGGAGCAAGAGGUAUGCUCUCGUCGUGGAGGACGGGAAGGUCAAGAAGGCCUUUGUCGAGCCCGACAACACCAGCGUAGAUGUAUCCCGCGCUGAAAAGGACCAUAUGCAUAUCAUCGAUAGAACGGAUGGUUAG
This is a messenger RNA of Microsporum canis CBS 113480, 564 nucleotides long. RefSeq names its product AhpC/TSA family protein. Bases 1 to 564 code for a protein of 187 amino acids. Gene Ontology annotation, biological process: hydrogen peroxide catabolic process; cellular response to oxidative stress; cell redox homeostasis. Gene Ontology annotation, molecular function: thioredoxin peroxidase activity. Gene Ontology annotation, cellular component: mitochondrion; cytosol; peroxisome. Lineage: Eukaryota; Fungi; Ascomycota; Eurotiomycetes; Onygenales; Arthrodermataceae. The record is from RefSeq and is a predicted model, not a curated record. The transcript is spliced from 5 exons.